Trichomycterus rosablanca is the source of this 1479-nucleotide messenger RNA. RefSeq names its product copine IVb (gene cpne4b). Gene Ontology annotation, cellular component: plasma membrane. The record is from RefSeq and is a predicted model, not a curated record. NCBI's taxonomy places the organism in Eukaryota, Metazoa, Chordata, Actinopteri, Siluriformes, Trichomycteridae. Bases 16 to 1347 code for a protein of 443 amino acids. The transcript has 14 exons. Gene Ontology annotation, molecular function: calcium-dependent phospholipid binding. Gene Ontology annotation, biological process: cellular response to calcium ion.
GAUUUUCUGGGAGCCAUGGAGUGCACACUUGGACAGAUUGUGUCUCAGAGAAAACUAUCAAAACCUUUACUGAAACAGGGCAACUCAGCAGGCAAGUCGUCUAUAACGCUGACAGCGGAGGAAUUAUCAGGCAAUGAUGACUAUGUGGAGCUUGCCUUCAGUGCCAAGAAGCUUGACGACAAGGAUUUUUUUAGCAAAUCAGAUCCAUUUCUGGAAAUCUUCAGAGUCAAUGAUGAUGGUACUGGAUCUCUUGUGCACAGAACUGAGACAAUCAUGAACAAUUUAAACCCUGUGUGGAAAUCGUUUAAAGUGUCACUAAACACUCUUUGUAGUGGCGAUCAAGAGCGAGAGCUAAAGUGUACAGUUUGGGACUGGGAUUCGAAUGGAAAGCAUGACUUUAUUGGAGAAUUCCAGACCACGUUCAAAGAGAUGAAGGCAGCCAUGGAUGGAAAACAGAUGCAAUGGGAAUGCAUCAAUCCCAAGUAUCAAGUAAAGAAGAAGAACUACAGAAACUCUGGUGUUGUGAUGCUGACUCAGUGCAAGAUUAUAAAGAUGCACUCAUUUCUGGAUUAUAUAAUGGGAGGUUGUCAGAUCCAGUUUACAGUGGCCAUUGAUUUCACUGCUUCAAAUGGUGACCCACGGAACAGCUGUUCCCUACACUACAUUCACCCCUAUCAGCCAAACGAGUACCUCAAAGCCCUGGUCGCUGUGGGCGAAAUCUGCCAAGACUAUGACAGUGAUAAAAUGUUUCCAGCCUUUGGAUUUGGAGCACAGAUCCCACCUGACUUUAAAGUUUCACAUGAUUUUGCAGUGAACUUUGAUGAGGACAACCCAGAGUGUGCUGGUAUUCAAGGUGUUGUGGAGGCUUAUCAGAACUGUCUUCCUAAGAUCCAGCUUUAUGGCCCCACCAACAUUGCACCAAUCAUUCAGAAAGUAGCCAACUCCGCCUCUGAGGAAAUGCACACCAAGGAGGCCAUGGAGUAUUUCAUUCUUUUGAUCCUGACGGAUGGUGUGAUAACAGACAUGGCAGACACACGAGAAGCUAUUGUUCAUGCCUCCCACCUUCCGAUGUCCGUCAUCAUCGUGGGCAUAGGAAGUGCAGACUUCAGUGACAUGCAGAUGCUGGAUGGUGAUGAUGGCAUUCUGCGAUCCCCCAAAGGAGAGCCCGUGCUUCGAGACAUUGUACAGUUUGUGCCCUUCAGAAACUUCAAACAUGCCUCUCCCGCGGCGCUGGCUAAAAGUGUGCUGGCAGAGGUGCCCAAUCAAGUGGUUGAUUACUACAACAGCAAAGGCAUCAAGCCCAAAUGUCUGUCAGACUUUGAGUCUACCAGAGCCUUCAGUCCCUGAAAAAAAUGCACAACCACAGCUAGCUCAGAGACGUGUAAUACACAGUGGUUGUAUCAAAUGUCUCCGAGUAGGCGUUUAUAAUUAUUUUAAUUAUUAUAAUUACAAUGUAUUCUUCUUAUUAUUAAUAUUAGU